AUUUUCUUCUAAAAGCAGAACUUCCCCGCGCUUUGUUCAGGAAGUUACGUGAUGUCUUGAAUCGCGCGAGUCGUUUUUCUUAUGUCGCACCUGAGUUCGCUGAGACGCGCGAAUUGCAUGCAGCGCGUUAAAGAAUUGUCUGUUUUCCGCCUUCCUGCGAAAGAGCCGAAGAAACAUGCUGCUGUUUUGGUACCGCUGUGUAAAACGGAAACAGACCAACUUUCGCUGUUGUAUACUUUGAGGUCAUCUUCAUUACGAAGUCACAGUGGCCAAGUUUGCUUCCCUGGAGGGACGCAUGACGAGCAAGAUGCGGACUUGAUUGCGACUGCUCUUCGCGAAACUGAGGAAGAAAUCGGACUCCAGCCGAACUUGGUUGAACCGUGGGGUUUCCUUCCGAAAGUACCUUCGAAAAAUUUCGAAGUAUGGGUCCAUCCGGUGAUCGCUGAAAUUCGAAAUUUGGCACUCGAUUCCCUCAGAGUUAACCGCGAUGAGGUGGAGCAAGUGUUUCUCGAGUCUUUGGAUACAUUGUGCGACGAAGCGAGCUUUUCUACGACAGAUUACAAAAUAGGAAGAACUGUUUUGACAAUGCCUGUCUUUCAAGGAGAACAUCACAAGAUUUGGGGUUUGACAGCUGUGAUCACGUUUCAAUUGCUCAUGUGCUUGGUGCCGGAGAGAUUCAGUCCUCAAAUGCAAUUACUGAGUGGAAAGAAUGGAUUUCCGAUGCCUCCAAGUUUUCUUACGUCUUCAAAACUUUGAAGGAAUUCCUCUCUGUACUAAUAGUAAUCCCAUCUUAUGUGCCGUUCAUUUUGUGAAGUCCUCCACAGGCACUCCAGGAGAAGAAAAUAAGCCGCAAGAUUUAUUGCUUUUGAUUCAUGAAGACGUGUUCAAUGAUUUGCUGAAACUUGGGGCCUUUUCAUUGGAAACAGGAAAAAUUGUCCUGUUUAUUUCAAGCUGGAGACCAUUAAAAAAAUACAGCAAGAUUGGAAAGGUCUGAAAUACUGUGUAUGUUUUUCAGAUUUAAAAAAGAAAAAAACGCUCUGAAAGUUCAAACGUUGGGAACCUCUGUCUAAUCCAUAAGAGAAACGAUUUGGAGAAAACAGCGUUUGAGUGAUGUAUAAUUGGAUGGUGAAUUCUGCAAGACGUGUGAACAAUGCUGCGUCAAAAGUUUUGGGAAGAUCGCGAACAAUAAGAAUUCGGCAGGCAUCCAAAGGAUUCCGAAGAGCUUCCGCACAGUGCGCACAAGAUAUUGAAGAAUUUGGUCCUUCUGUUUACAAAUUGGAUUUGCUUCAUUGAACCGAUUACCCACGAGAAGCUUUUGGAUUAUAAACUUCGCCCGGUGUUACUAGUGGUGGAUGCUUUCUUGCUAAGUGAGCCACUUCCGUAUCCACGGCGUUGGCAAUUGUCUUUCCACCCUGGAUGGCCUGGUUAUCGGCAGCGCCUGGACUUUGUGCCAAUAUUUUUGGAGGUUCUUGGAAGUUUCGUGCGUCUCUUUUGUGGUAGUCAACUUUACUGAGACGAGCAUGAGGGCCAUCUGGUAGAUUCGGUGGAGGUUGCGACCGUUUCGAUAUUUUUUCUCCAACAAAUCGAAGUGCUUGAAUGUACUUGCGGCCAAGGAAACGAUCACGGAUGGCUCGCAUUGGUGGGAUAAGAUCGCGUGGUGGUAGUUUCUUCGACAUUUUGAUAAUGAAUUAUGAAGGUUAAAAUGGAGCGAUUAAUUCGCGAGGAUAUGUCAUCUAGAAAUACAUUGAAUUGUUCGGCGAA
Notodromas monacha is the source of this 1761-nucleotide messenger RNA. NCBI's taxonomy places the organism in Eukaryota, Metazoa, Arthropoda, Ostracoda, Podocopida, Cyprididae. The record is from the annotation of a GenBank genome assembly.